AUGGGUACCUUUGAGUGCUACUUGGGGGAUACGGUAUUGCUGAAGGCUGAUGGCUCUAACGAAGCCUGGGUUGGCAUAAUAUGCGAAUUCCAGACCGACGAGGAGGGCGAAAAGGCAGCAUACUUUAUGUGGUUUUCGUCCUCCCAGGAGAUCCGCAACCCGAAAAAGAAGAGGACCGACUUUCUCGAGAACGAGCUGUACAUUACCCCUGCCUUCGAUGUCAACUCCCUAGCCACCCUCAAUGGCAAAGCUUACAUCCUGUCCGAGGCUGCAUUCAUGGCCAAGUACCCGACUGGCAAGGUGCCGCGCAAGUCGAGCGAGUUUGGCAAGGUGUUUAUCUGCCGCAGGGGAUGCAACACACGAACGGGCACAUACACGGACGAGUUUGUCUGGGAAGAUAUCUACCGCGGGCGAGAUGAUAUGGAUAGUCUGCAGGAGAUGGUGCUCAAAAACACCAAAGCCACCCGCAAGCGAAGACAAGCAAAGGACGAACCAACCGACCAGGACUACAAGCACGAGGCAGACGACGGCCGCGAGGGCGACUACGCCCCAGGAACACCGCGCACCCCGAAGAGAGCCCGCACCCGCGACGCUGUCACCCCCAGCAGCAAGCGCAAGCCCGGCAGCAAGCCCGCGACCCCCUCCUCACACCGGCGCAUCCUCGUCAAAAAGCAUCUCGAAUUCACCCCGCUCGCAACCCGCGUCCUCUCUCCACACCACAUCCACGCCUCCCCCUACCAGCUCGCCCGCACCCAACUCCACGUUGCGUCGGUGCCGACUAGCCUCCCCUGCCGCGAAGCCGAAUUCAGCCUGGUCUAUUCACACCUCGAGGCGGCCAUCACCGACGGGUCCGGCACGUGCAUCUACAUCUCGGGCACGCCGGGGACGGGCAAGACGGCGACGGUGCGUGAGGUAGUCAGCCACUUGGACGCGGCAGUGCGGGCAGACGAGCUGGACGACUUCAUCUUCGUGGAGAUCAACGGGAUGAAGAUUACCGACCCGCACCAGUCCUACUCCCUCCUCUGGGAGGCGCUCAAGGGGCAGCGGGUCAGCCCGGCGCAGGCACUCGACCUGCUGGAGCGGGAGUUCAGCCACCCGUCGCCGCGGCGGGUGCCGUGCGUGGUGCUGAUGGACGAGCUCGACCAGCUGGUGACCAAGAACCAGGGCGUCAUGUACAACUUUUUCAACUGGCCCGGCCUGCGCCACAGCCGCCUCAUCGUCCUCGCCGUCGCCAACACCAUGGACCUGCCCGAGCGCACCCUCAGCAACAAGAUCAGCUCCCGCCUGGGGCUCACCCGCAUCACCUUCCCCGGUUACAACCACGAGCAGUUGAUGCGCAUCGUCCAGAGCCGCCUGGAGGGAGUGCCGGGCGACAUCGUCGACGGCGACGCCGUGCAGUUCGCCGCGCGCAAGGUGGCCGCCGUGAGCGGCGACGCCAGACGGGCCCUCGACAUCUGCCGGCGGGCGGUCGAGCUAGCCGAGGCGGAUGCCAAGGGGCGUGAAGCGGACGAGACGGCGGCAGGGGCGCCGGACACCCCAAGCAAGAGAGGGCGCAAGCCCAAAACCGACGACACCCCCACCAAAAAGAAAAAAUCCGCCGCCGCCACCGCCGGACGCGUCACGAUCGAAACCGUCCGGCGCGCCAUCAGCGAGGCCACGAGCAACCCGCUGCAGCAGUACCUACGCACGCUGCCCUUCGCGUCGCGGCUGCUGCUGGCGGCGCUGCUGAUGCGCACGCAGCGCACGGGCCUUGCCGAGAGCACGUUCGGCGACGUGCUGGAGGAGAUGCAGCGCACGCUCAAGCUGGCGGGCGAGAGCAGGCCGCUGGCGCUGCUCGACCGCAAGGCCGCCGAGAUUACUAACGGCGCCGCCGCCGCUGGGGCUGGGGGGAACACGGGGGGGCUGAUGGGGCCGGUCCGGGCGAAGAAUAGCUCCCAGCUGGUGCGGCCUGCGGGGUUGAGCGCGGCUGCGGUGGAUCUUACGGGGGCGGGGAUCAUUAAUUUGGAGGCGCACAAGGCGGAACGGCCGAGUAAGAUGCGUCUGGCGGUGGGGGAUGAGGAGGUUAGGCUGGCCUUCCGGGAUGACCCGGAGAUUAAGGGGCUUGGUGUGAUGUUGUAG
This is a messenger RNA of Chaetomium fimeti, 2118 nucleotides long. Its product is annotated as P-loop containing nucleoside triphosphate hydrolase protein. The transcript is spliced from 2 exons. The coding region runs from base 1 to 2118 and encodes 705 amino acids. Gene Ontology annotation, biological process: mitotic DNA replication checkpoint signaling; DNA replication initiation. The record is from RefSeq and is a predicted model, not a curated record. Lineage: Eukaryota; Fungi; Ascomycota; Sordariomycetes; Sordariales; Chaetomiaceae. Gene Ontology annotation, cellular component: nuclear origin of replication recognition complex. Gene Ontology annotation, molecular function: DNA replication origin binding; ATP hydrolysis activity; chromatin binding.